AUGAGCGGCGCUACCAAUGAUGAAAAGCACCCCCAAAUCCGUCCUCCGGCGGCCGCCGCACGGCUAGCGGGUCAAAGCACCAGGAACCAACGUGCAUGGCCAAUCUUGCAUCACUGCAUCACUGAUGGUCAAGUCAAAACACCUGGGAUGGACCGUCAAAGGAUAAAAACGACGGACUGUGCAACGACCAUUCGGCGGAAGCCAUUCACACCACUUUCGUGGAUGUUUAAGCUCGCUGCCCAAUUGCCGGCGUCCGGGGCACCUCCUAGUGCACUCGUAGGGUCCACUAUCACGCCCCUCUACCAUUCUCGUGGGCACCUUCCAUGCAUCUGUCGCCCAUUAUCGGAGGCUCAGGCGCUGCUGCUUUCACCUCCGCGCUCGCUCUCGCCAAGGGCAUUGUUUCUCACCAAGCCAUCCCUUUCCGUGGUCCCCGGUCCUGGCGAAGAGCUACCCCAUAUUUUUGAGCUGUUGCUCUGUCAAUCAUCCUCACACCUCCUUCUCGCGCGCCCCUUGGAUCCCUUCGAAGACCCCAUCGUGGCUGCGCUCGGAAUUUGCAAUUUUCCCCAGAAACACAUCGAGUACACAAGGGCUACAUCCUCUUCACAAGCCCGUGACCAUACCUUUAACAGAUUUUACCAGGACCAUAGUCGGUUACCCUCCCUCUCUUAUCUUCGACCGUCUGAGAGCCGGAGCAUUCAAGAGGGAGGGAAAGAUCGUCCAUGUUACGCUCCACGAAAUCUAUCCCUCGGUGGAGUGCAGGAGCAUAUGUCGAAACGGCCACAUGCAUCAGACUUUCCGUCCGGCAGUCCGUCCCGCCGCGUACGCAAAACUGUCGCGACAGCCGAGUUAUCUCCCCGUAGCCGCAAUGAUGGGACAAUUGAACUCCUAGAACCACCACCAACUAGGGACAGUGGCCCUGCACCGCAGCCAGGGAGGACUGGCUCCCCAGAUCCUGCAUGGAGAACGCCAACCACCCGAUCCAUAGGGAUGCAUGCCAUUCUUAAUCCUUCCCACACCCUGGCUACGGGACAUUCUGUCCAGCAGGCCAAUCGCGAUAUUGUCGGAGCUACGCCAUCGACAUCCCCUUCUCCAUCGACUAAUCCGCACGUAACGCCAUCCUCUGCGGGAUUAACACCCCAAUCGGACCGUUCAAUAUCACAACAUGAUCGCACGAUAUAUUCCCCCCUUCCUCAACGUCAUAUACUUACGGCAAAAUCGCCUGGAGCCCGCGCUGCAAGUAUUGGGGCUUCUUACGGCCCCGCCCGCGGAACUAUGCCUGUGGAGAACAAUCCAUUCCUUCCUACCCAACAACUAUACGGAGACCCCACCAUGCGGCCAACAAUGGAGGCUCCUCUGUCAAUGCGAUAUUCCAUAUCUCAUCCAUCUAUUCCUCCGACUACACUCCCUAUUGAUCCGCGGCCCAUAACUGGACGACAAUCAUCUGGCCCCCAGACGACAGCCCCUGGUACAUCCAAUACAGCAUAUAGUCCUUUAAUCCAAGGUUCGCAUGCUCCGGCAUCUACCAAUUUGCUUCAACAGCCGGUUGCUCCACUGUCUCAGUCUGCAGGAAUCUCAUUUACUGGUGAAGAAAACCGAAGUAGAACGCCACACGAGGGCGGGUCUAGUUACGCGUUUGUUGGCGGACAGAAUAAGUUUGCUUCACCCAGGGAUAUUCAGUCACGAUUGAGCGUGCCAGUGGAUUUUGAUUCUGGGUCACGAAAGGCAGCAGAGAAACGACUAAAGAAUAGCGAUGCUUCCAAGAGGUUCAGGGAGAGAAAAAAGGUUAAUGAGAAGGAAAUGAAACAGGAGGUAGAAAGACAAAAGGACGACAUCAAGUUCUUGACUGAAGAGAGAGACUUCUACCGCGCGGAGCGGGACUUUUUCAGAACCCUUUACGACAGAGAGAUUGGCUUACAUCGUAUCCCACCGAGACCCACGUCCCCCCGGCUCCGCCAGUCGUCUGCCCCGGUUUCUGAAUCGGAAAGUGAACAGCCGUUGCAAGAUCGCCUGGAGCAACCAGGCGGUGAGAGACAUGUACGCCAGAGGACAAGUUCUGCGCCAACUAGGCUGCCUUUACCUCCCAUGUCACCGGCCCAAUCGAACCCGUACCCCUCCUCAUGGAGCACCUCAGCUUCAGUUACGCCAAUUUCUCAGGCAGCGCGAUCCGGUCCGCAGUCCCACUAUCCCGCGGCUUGCGUUCCUCCUGAUGCUUCCUUGCCUCCUAUACAAUCCCCGAGAGAGCCGCCGGAGAGGAGCUGGAAUACUGGUUCUUAG
This is a messenger RNA of Histoplasma mississippiense, 2274 nucleotides long. RefSeq lists its product with no specific name. Lineage: Eukaryota; Fungi; Ascomycota; Eurotiomycetes; Onygenales; Ajellomycetaceae. Gene Ontology annotation, molecular function: DNA-binding transcription factor activity. Gene Ontology annotation, biological process: regulation of DNA-templated transcription. The record is from RefSeq and is a predicted model, not a curated record. The transcript has 4 exons. Bases 1 to 2274 code for a protein of 757 amino acids.